Molecule: messenger RNA, 741 nt
Organism: Melanaphis sacchari
Lineage: Eukaryota; Metazoa; Arthropoda; Insecta; Hemiptera; Aphididae
Exons: 3
Coding region: 175-648 (157 amino acids)
Source: RefSeq, a predicted model, not a curated record
GUUUUUAUUCAUAUAGAGUCGUUGAGCCGAGAACGUUUAAAAAAAAAAAAAAAAUAAAAAGUAAUUACAAAAAAUUAACAAGCAAGUAAAAGUCACAGACAAUGCUGUAAAUAACCGAAUACACACAAUCGCAAUUGACUACACGAAGUGUCGCGGGAAAACAACAUCUUUAUAAUGGUACAGAUUUGGACGAUUUUGAGGUUAUCUAUUGCGAUUUUGGCCAUCAGCAAUUUGCUAGUAGAAGCUGGAAAAGCAACGAAAGACCGGAGAGAAAAUUUGGAAAUUCGUGCUUCUGUACAUAAAAACGCAUUAAAAACAUAUGGGGAUGGAUUUAAAAAACAGUUUGGUAAUUCAAUGAACGAAGAGGUCGCUAAACAAUUGACUGAUAUAAAUUAUAUUAUUAUCGACCAUAUUAUGAAACACGAAUCAUUCCUAGCGUAUUUGCAAAAUGUAUUUUUGGUAUUACGAAAAUAUGCAGAGGGACAAAUAAAAUCAAGAUAUAAAAAACUUAAUAAAAUUUAUAAAAAAUGGAAAAAACAAAACUUUCCGGACCAAAAAAAUAAAGCUAACGUUUUAAAAAUACAAAAUAAACAAGAUAAAGAAAACAAUGGUUUAGACAAAAAGAUUGUGAAGAAAUCCAAAAAAUAAAAACGGUGAUCGAAUUAAACUUGUUACAUAGGAGGUAUAAACAAUUUUAUUAUUUAGUAGUUGAAAUUAUGCUAAUAUAAUAUCUACCAUGUA